Sabethes cyaneus is the source of this 3586-nucleotide messenger RNA. RefSeq lists its product as uncharacterized. Bases 429 to 3383 code for a protein of 984 amino acids. The transcript has 3 exons. NCBI's taxonomy places the organism in Eukaryota, Metazoa, Arthropoda, Insecta, Diptera, Culicidae. The record is from RefSeq and is a predicted model, not a curated record.
CGCUGAGUUUUUCUAUAUACCCAACCAACUCAGCUUGCAUUGCAUUUCGUUCGCGUUCGCGUACACUCAACCGCAGGAGUGUGGGAUCUUCAUCGUGAGGUGUGAAGAGAGAAAGUAUAGGGCCGCAAGUGCAUUUUGCAGUGAAGCGCAGAUAAAUUGCUAAAAAUUUGACCUCCUUCGACGGCAAAAGUGUGCAAAAACAUCGAAAAACCGCCUGGACGCGUUCGAAUUAAGGUAUCACGCAGUGGCAGCGAUGGUGACGAAUCUCUAGAGCAGGUGUGGAAUUAAGUUAGUUUAGAAGACGACGGAAGAGAAGUGCGGCUGGCGGACAGUGGAUCGGUUUUACUACGCUGCGAGGGAGUAGCUGCUGCGGGGAGUACCCCACAGGAAUAUAACCACUACAGGAACGGACGUCCGAAGCUGCCAAAAUGAGUUUCUUCACCUCCUUUCAGGAUCUUCUGGAAUUUGACCACUCGACAAACCUGAAUGGAUUUCACUUCUCCAACAGUCUGUUCGGAUUCGAUUCAAAUUCGGUUCCCGCGCUGGAAAACCUUCCGCCUCCGCCUGCACUAGAUCCGUCGGCGCUGGUAACCACAAAUUCAAGAGCUUCACUGAAAACUCCUUCGCCCAUACCGGAACCCCCACUACUGCUGGAAACCCCAAAACACUACCAGUUCGUUCAACCACUGCAGCCUCAUUCACAGUCACUGCAACAGCAGUCAACAACACCACAGCAUCAACAGCAGCAUCAUCAUCAGCAGCAGCAGCAGCAGCAGCAACAACAGAAACAACCACAACAGCUAACCCCACAGCCACAACAGCAGGCUUCGCCUGCUCCAAUAGUGUCCAAGUUUCAGCUUAAAGUCACUCCCAAUAACGAAAUAUACAUCUCGAACGAAUCGGGCACCUUUUGCGAAUUGGCAGGCAGUUUCGUUCCAUCUCAGAGGCCGCAACCGAGGCCGAUUCUGCAAACGCCGCCUCCCAUCGUCGAGACAAUUCCUGCACCAGCUAAACAUCUGGUAAACCACUUUCAAACAGUGCUCUGUAACUCACCGUCACCCGAGCCGCCCGUCCCCAAGACACUGUUCUACAUUGAAAAAGGCAUCAAGCGACCACUCUCUCCUUCCGACCAUCGGUACAGCAAUUCGGGUAUUUUUCGAUCGUCCUCGGUCGGUGCGUCUCCACUAAAGAAAAAAUCUACCUCCACUACCAACAGCGAUGGCCUUUGCAAUGGGGGCGGCGGCGGCGUGGCUGGAACGGACGAUAGCCAACCGGCCGCCAAGCUGGUCGUUUCCACUGUCAUCAACAACGGAUUGAUCGUAAACAAGAAGCACCUAUCUACGAGCGAGGAACAAUCGGCGAUUCCGAUUACUCCGGAGCGUCGCAUAAUGAGAACAAAAAAACGCAAGAAGAAACCGGCUCAGAAGGUUUUACUAGCAGCCAAAGUCGAACCACUUAAUGGGCGAAUUGUGGCACGAGUUGCACCGGAACCGAUCAAACCGUUGGGUGUCACCACUAUUAGGAAACUUUCGACCGAACCCGGUGUUGCGGGCAAACGAUUUACGACGGCAGGUGCAACCAUGAACAAUUUGAAGGGUAAUUGUUUCACAUCGGUAGCCAGCCAGGUGAACUUGUCACCUGGUGGGGCCGUUGCUGUCAUGGAAAAUGCUCUAAAUUUCUCCGGCAUCAAAGAAAAAGCAGCCCAGGAAGCGAUUUUUGUUGAACGAAAUGAGAAGAUAGCAGCGGCGUCACUGAAAUCGGAAGCUGUACAGCCACCAGUGCACAAGGAAAGCAACCUGCGAGUUAUCGAUUCGACUGAGAUUGGGUUGGUGCCUGGGGAGACGGUUUCCAGUCCGCCACCGGUAGAGCUGAAGGUGGUUGCGGAUUUGGUGAUGGACAAAAAUGUGUUUGGACAUGUUUCACUGCUGAAUAAUACCCAUGAUCGUGGCAAAACGGUGAUUUAUCAAAAUCCAGUGACCAGCACGAACGUAAUCUACAGCAUUUUGAACCCUAAAUCACUGAAUCUAAGUUUGGCAGGUACCGGGCGCGGUACGUCGGCCACCCUUACUCUACAGCCACACCGUGGAAGUCGAAAGCCGAAAAAGCGUGGUCGUAAGAAGAAGGUUCUCCCGGAGGCUGGACCGAAUGCAGACGGUACUAUUAACGGACAGAAUACGACUGCCGUAAAUGCGGAACUCUCAAAACCUCUCGAUCCGGACAUUCCGGUUUCGGUGACCCGUUCCGGACGUCUCAGCAAACCACCGCGCUACGCGAACAACUACUUCCAGAAUAUCAAGCAGAAAACCGAACAUUCCCCACCCCCACCGCCGCCACUUCCACCGCCGGUUACCAGGUUGGAACUGCCAGCGCCGGACCCUGAGACGGCGGAAAAACUACCAAACUUCUCCGCUGCCCUCAGUUCCACCGUAAACCCUUCGAUGGCAGGAUCUGCCUUGUCGGUAACGCCACUCUCCGGUGCGGACGCCAAACGUAAAAUGAAGGUUCCCCUGCAAUAUCGCUGUUCGACCUGCAACAAAGUGUUCCUAGGGAAGCGAAUGCAAACACACCUGCAAAAAUAUCCCAGCCACAACUCGGAGCGGGACUGCGUUGGAACCGAACGAAAGAAGAAGGCGGAAAAAGAGGAAAAGUCAACUUACCUCUACAAACAUCUGUUCGAUCUGUUGCAAAAGUUUACCGAAAACGACAAGGGCCGCAUCAUGCUGAAGGAAAUAAGUAAUUUCGUGGAUUUUGUUCGGGCGCUGAUUCCGAAACUGAUAACCAACGAAGAGCAGAACAGUACUGUAGAAUAUAUCGACCAUAAUGUGGCGGACGUGUUACGCCUGAAUCAUGGCAAGUACCGACUGAAGCUAUCUUCCCUGGCGGAGGAGUACAAGAAACUGAAUCACACGGUGAGCCUUUUGAACAACAAUAAUCCCACCGAUAGCGGAAACAACAUCAGCAACGGCAUAUCUGCCCACAACGGAACGACUCCCCUGGUAACAAGCACUCCAAACGGCCACGUUGAUCGGCAAUCGUUCAGCUUCAACGCCGAUGAAUUGCUGAACCAGUCCAGCUCAUUUCCCAGCUUAAGCACACUGGUCAAUGAACAUAACCUAUUGCUGCAUUCGAACAACAACAAUAACAUCAUCAACAACAACAACAACAUUGCCGUCAACCACCAUCAGCACAACAACAAUCACUACCUGCCCCAGCAAAACGGCCACCACGGCGGGGGUGCUGUUCUCUACAACCAUCAUCACCAUCUGCCGCUGAUUAAUUCUAGCUGCCACGACGACGCAAUGAACAGUCUGUCCGGGUUGUGCAAAUCACCGGUGCAGCAUUCCGCCUCCGGAAUGGUCAAUAUGGCGCUGAAUCUCUACUGAGGUGCGCACGAAAGGAUAAAGGUGUAUAAAGAAGAAACAGGUGAAAAAAAAAAAACAGAAACAAAAACAAAAGUCCUUAAACACAGGCAAACGUACGAGAAUACAAAAUUACGUUCUAACACAAAAUAAGCAAAUAAUACAAAGUAACGUGGUUUUAAAUUGAAUCUAAUCAGAAUACAAAGAAGGAUAAUAAAUUAAUUGGA